AUGUCUUUGCAGAACCAAACUUCUUCAGAAGAUAAUUGGACUUUUCUAGAUGAAAACGGGGAGGAUUUAAAGGGUGUUGGGAGCCAAUGGCAUAUUCUACCUAAAGAAAGCGAUAUGGUGUCUUUAUAUAGACAAAUUCCUUUCGAAAAAGUAUUAUCGCAAAUUUUUUGUCUUUGCAAAAAUGAAAACGGCGCAUAUCUGUAUAAAAAUGAGCCCAUAACGAGUGAAAAGUUCUUGGAAGCUAUUGCAUGCUGUGAUAUUAUGUGCGACGUUUUGGGCGAGGGUCUGGCAACACUUGGCGCUCCAAGAUACAAGCAGUUGGUGCGUCGUAUCGCACAAACGCUGAGAAAUAUUGUUCUCCUAGUGGCUGAAGAAUGGAAUUUUUUUAAAGAAAGCACAGAAGAUAAGCCGCAGAUUCAUUCAAUAGAAAGACUUCAAACUGAAUUUGAUGAAUUCGUAAAGCGCUGCGUAGAACGAUUACUUUGCGUAGCACGGCUUGGUGUGUAUCAGUUUUUAGCAGAUUUACCGUUUAAAUCGGUGUCCCAAAGAGCUGCGGAAACGUUGUAUGUUUUAAUGAACGUUCCAGCUGGCUCUCGGGCUGAGGUGGAUCAACUCGCAAUGACAAAAUAUACUCGACAAGAGUGGUUAGAUUUUGUUCAAGAUACUGACACAAAAUUAGCGUUCGAAGAUCGUCUAUCGGAAAUGCCGGAAAAUGAAAUUGUCUAUCUUUUGACCACUUUCUGCAACUUAGCGCACGCCCGACCAGCUACAGAAGACCAUUUGAUUAAUAUCAUUGCGAUGGAUGUCUACAUGGUCUCAUUCGUUUAUUCAUCGACAAGAGACAUUUGCAGCAAAAUGGGACGAGAACUCUUAUGCACAGUUGCAUCAAUGCAUCCUUUCAUAAUAUCAACAAUUUUACAGUAUCUUCAUACCAAUUCAGAGAAAAUUUCGAGCACUGCUUUUUACGCUGUUUCCGAUUUACCAUUUAACCAAUGGAUUCCUACAAAACAAGAUAUUGAGUUGUUAAGAAACUGGAUUCUGGAUCACGCUAUCACAACAGUACCAGUACGUCUUGUGCAAUGCAUUUUGAGAGGAAUGAACUGGGGUACUGGAGAGGAUGGAUGUCUGUUUUUACCGCACUCUUUGCACUGUGAAAUCGCACUUUUACUCGUCGAGGUUUGUCAUUUUUAUGAGAUGGAGAGAAAGCAGUCUGGUCUCUUAUUAAAAAGCAUUGAUCAUGUUUCAAAAGUAGCGUCUGCUAUGCGUUCUUCUCUCUCCGUUGAAGAAGCGUUUGAAACUUGGGUGUGGAAUAUACUUCUUCGACUUAAACUCCACAGAGCGCAACUGAACUGCACAGAAAGCUUAGAAAAUCGAGACAAACCAUCACCAUUAAUGGACGCAAAUGAAGGAACGUUACUUCCGCGUUCGAACAUGGAAAAAUUGCCGCAUUCUAGUUACGUUACGAUCAUGAUGACGAGCGUUGGGCACAGUUUAAACGUCUUUUUACAACAAGGACUUACGCUGCUGAAAAAUUUAAUCGAAAGUGGCCAAAAGAUCCCUGCAGUACAAUGCCUGGCUUUCGUUAUCCCCAUGUUCAUACAAGGUGGAAUUGACUUGUCAAUUAAUAACACUUUUGUGCGUAUUUUACGAAGUUGUAUUGUACCGGAUGCUUGGGUGCUCUCUAGCAUCACAAGUAAGCUUGUAGAACAAAAACCUGACGUGCCACUGUUUUUGGAACUGUUAAUGGGAUCGAUCAGUGAUCUUUUGACAAUAAAUGAUGCAACGACGGUGCUAACCUAUUGGAUUAAAAUGGUGCUGGCUACUCCGGGAUGGUGGGAGGAUUGCAAUUCUAAAAUUUUGCUCGAUUUUUUGUUUAAAUGUGCGUUUCAUGACAGUCCUGAAUGUAGUUUCGAAUGCGGCUCGAUUUUAUACGAACGUCAUUAUGAAUUGAUGACACAUAAUCAAAAUAACUCGACUUCUCCAAAACACCAAAAUCGUUCUGUUCUGUCUUCAAUAAUCAAUGCUGUAAGUGGUGGAAACUCAUCUGGUGCUCCUUCAUUUGCUCGUGAAAUUCAAACGCAUUUUACUUAUCUUUUUUACUACCUUAUUUGUGCCGAGUCAAGGUUUGAAGAUGAUAGUAAAUUAUGGACAACAAUGCUGCCAAUGAUGAAAUCAAAUACUGCUGAAUCAUCACUUAAAAAAGCAUCGUCACAGUUGAAAUUACAACACCAUCCCGCUUUACAUCAACUUGCGUUGUAUCGCUGGGCACAGUUAGUAAUUUUAACCCUUCCAGAGCACCCCCUAGUGUCCGCGAUUUGUCAAAAUUUCUUUCUGCGAUACAUCCAUACAGACCCGUAUGUAGGAGCAAGUAUGGGACCUAAAUUUUUCAAAGGAUCAGCUGAAGAUCUGAUUUUUAAGAAGCUAGACACGAAAAUUAAUUCAAUGUGCAAUGGACAGACAGUUGAAGGUGAAUUUGAAAUGAAACUACAAAAACUUUAUCGAACAUUCGGAGUCUGGUUGGAGGAAGAAAAAUUACACGAUGACCAUUUAUACCUUCCUUCGUUGCCGUCUCAUUAUGAACCAGACCUUUUAGCAACAAUACGAACUCAAAAUGAAACCAUCUGGACACAAUAUAUCAACUUUUCUGAAAUUUCAGACGAAAUAAAACAAGUUAAUAAAAAGUGGAACGACUUCCAUACGCAUAAUUUUAAACCUUUUCCGUCUCAUUCAUCAAGUCUUGCAAUUCAUGCUACCAGUUGCCAGCGAAUCACGCAGCUCCUGCGUCAGUUCGAGUCACCUCUGAACCUCGACCCUUCACUUGCAAGUGCAAUCGAUUUUCCAAUUCUUGUUGACCAGUUGAUUUCAUCGACACCAGAAACACUAGUUGGCGAUAUUGAGCAAGAUGUAAAAAGCGUGCUCACUCAUGCGCAAACAUUCGCAGAUUCAAAAACGAAACUCGAAAAUUUUAAUCGCAACUAUUUGGAACUAUUACCUGAUCUUUACACCAAUGAAGAACAGCGUAAAUUGGUAAAAGUAGAGUGUCAAUCAGCAUUCUCGCCAACACACAGAUGCGCAGGGCCAGCUCAAUUUCCACUGAGCUUUCUUGAGAAAUCGAUGAACGACAUAGCCUCAGAAAAUUUGAAAAAGAAUCGAGCAUCGUACCGAGAAAUCAUCAGCGUUUUAACAAAUCCAGACACAUCUCAAGAUUUCAGCUACUCUGCUGUUCACUUGAUAACGGUAGUUCAAGCAUUACUGAAAAAAGCACAGUCAUCAGAUAAUGACAAAGCGCUUUUUGAAAAUGGAGCAAAGCUUUUCUAUAACCUUGCAGAUCUGAAUUCUGAUGAAAGAUGGAAGUGCCCACCGACGAGGCAUUUACUAAUAACCUGUAUUGAUAUGUUAGGGCAAGUCUUCAUCUAUGGACAACCAGAUCAAGCUGUUACCCUUUUAGAACAGAUGCUGAAACGCCCGGAGACAGCUGCAUUACUUUCAGCGCAUUUUUCACCAGCGAAAUCAUGUUCUAGAGUUAAAAAUGAGGGCGGUUCACACACUGAAUUUGAUACUAAAGUUUUUGUCGACAUGUAUAAACGUGUAGUAAAUGCUGCAUCAACUGGUAACUCAUCUGACAUUCUUUUUGUACUCAUCACAAAAUUUGAUUUGGAAAAUUGGUGUGACGCGUAUAUGCCGCCGAAAUCAGAGAAAGUCACUUUGUUAGAUGCCAUAAUAAACGGUCUGGUGUCGCACACUACGUUUUCGUGGCCUCCUGAAGAUUCUACUGAAGAAACUACGCUCACAAGGUCCCAGUCUACGCAGUUAUCGAACUCCGCAGUUCAAGAAGUAUUUAUGACUCAUUUAAGCAUUUUAGUUCAGCAUUCACAGGACCAAGUCUUCUUUGAGGCUAUCAAUUCACUUUUGAAAGCCAGUUAUAAAGGCAAUGUGGAUCCAAUGGCUUGGGAAGUUUUAACCGAUGCGGCAUUCAAUCCACAGCAAUCAAAUGUACAAAAUUCUGCCAAAAAUGAAUCAAAAUGUGGACUUUCAUAUGAAAUUGUUGAUACAGCAAUAAAACAGGUAGCUGUGUAUUUUUCAGAGAAAAGAAAAAAAACAAAAUCAGGAUUGUACUCUACAUGGAAACCCUAUGUUCAUCCGCUAUCAAAAUUAUUCCACAAAUUAAUCGAUUUCGAAAUCAAUUACAACGAAUCAAAACAGGGUAUAAACGGCAGUACCUAUUUCAGCCACCAUGCCUGCUUAGUGGACCGAAUUUUGCCGCUCUUUUCCGCAUGGCUAGAUCCGCUGAAAAUGGAAGAAAAAAUGCAAUGGCCUUGGAAACCUGACGACCAAGAAACUGUGUCGUCUAUCCUAACAGUAUUCGCGACUCUUAUCAAUUCGAUCUGUAGUGAAAAAGCAAUGGAUGUGUCUCAAAGUGUGUCUUCAUUAUGGGAAUUCUAUCUUACCAAUUCUCUUUUAGCUCAUGAGAAGACAUCACCAAGUUACAUAUGCGGUUCUUAUCAAACCACGCUCAGCGCUUUACCUUGGAAUAAAUUUAUUCCAAAUUUAACAGACUUAGACAAAAUGGUCCAACUUUGUAACACUAGAAUUGAUUGUUCUCUUCAUUUCCUAUGCCAUGUUGUACCACAAAUUGACUGGUCAGCUAUCAUGAAAAUGUGUUUUAUUUCGAGCCCUGAAAAUUCUACACAUCAGUGGUCAGAACACACAUCUGAAGUAUUAUGCUACUUGUUACAUGUCUUGUAUGUUCUGAGCUCAGAUGAAGCAAGAUUACACUCUUACCCCAAAUUGCAACAUUUAUUGACUUCCAUCGAUGUUUUUCCUUGGCAUUUGAUUGGCUAUGACCAGUUUGAUUUUAUUGCCAAUAUAAUUGCGGACCAAUUUCACGCAUUCUGUACAAUUUUCGACUGUGAAGACCAGAAAUUACAAUCACCACGAUAUGCUGCUUUGAGACUACUACAAAUCGCUUCAGGUUUGCCAGUUUUGGAAAAAGAUUUUAACUGGAAAAAGGUAAUGGAAAACUGCAAUUCAAAAGAGACUGUUGAUAUUACGUGGAUGAAAAGACAAUCCUUUAUUCGGUGUGUAGGGACACUAGUUCGAAACUCAGCCAAGACACAAGAUAAGCGUGAAAUUCAAACUCUAGAAGCUGUGACAUCAAAUUUAGUUAUGAAACUAAUGAGAAGUAUUUUGCUUGUUGUACAAUUUGACUCUGACAUUGACGAAACUAGACUUUCCUCUCUUUAUUCCGAAAUUUGGAGAAGCAUGAAUACAUUUACUUCGAAGUUACAGGAAAUCACAAGAUCACAGAUUUUAAGUUUCCUUAAUGAAGUUGUUUUAUCGACGCUUGAUUUGUCAAUGGACACACAAUCUCUACAAACUGUCGACUUGGUUUUGACAAGCAUUCUAUCUUCGGCAGCAAACACAAUUUCAAGUCCUCUGCAUUUAGCUGUAGUGGCUGAAUACGGGCUUGAUUCAUGUUUGAAAUUGAUUUCUAAGUAUCACCCAGAAGUGAACGACGAAGUGGAUAAAACCACAUCCGACGAUAGGCUCCCAAAAGUUUUGAACUUGUGGCAGAAUCUUUGCCACACCCUAAGUCAAGUUUGUAAAGUCUCCCAGAGUGAGCUUAUAGAAGCAUGUCUAUCAAAUGGGUGCAUUAAUACCAUACUUGCAUUAUCGCAAAAUAUAGUCGAUGAAGCGAAACGUUGCGGCAACGGAAAUGACUCUAAUGGCCCAAUGUAUAGUGCUUUUUUCUCUAUUGUACAAUGGAUCUCGUCUUUGAUUCCGAAAAGCGAUAAUGAAGCCAAAUUGUUACUUUUAAUUGGAUAUGCAUUGAAAGUUUGUGAUACGUUGGAACAGGACGCUAAACUCUCCCCAGAAUCUGAAGUUAAUCUUAGCUCAGUUUCCGAGAGUUUUCAUUCACUUCUUCCCAUGUUAGAGCACUGGAGUACUGACCGUGUUAAGACAGGCAUACUCGGAACUUUUGGAAUCGGACGUGCUACUUCAUUAUCAAUUGGAUUUCGAGUCUCUAUUCGUUGCAUCUCAGUUCAUAUUCAACAGAUAACAGCACGACUACGGCCCGAAGGAGAGGAUACUCUUACCAAAGCUCAAAUAGCCAUUGAUAGUCUACGGAAAAUGCCUCUUGAAAAUCGGACGUACACUCAAGAAAUUGACAGAAUCCAUGAACUAUUAGACCUGAUACAACAGAUUAGUGAUAAGCCUACAUGUGCUGCCCAUUUGUCUUUGAUGAAAAAUAUUUUUGCUUUUCAUUAUCAAAAGGAGGCUGAUUGGUUGAAUGUUCUAUAA
This is a messenger RNA of Styela clava, 6303 nucleotides long. The record is from RefSeq and is a predicted model, not a curated record. Lineage: Eukaryota; Metazoa; Chordata; Ascidiacea; Stolidobranchia; Styelidae.